AAGUGGGCACCUAUUAAGCUCAGGUUAUGCUGGGGACACCUCCCCAGCAAGCCUCAUGCCUAGUCCCGUGCUCCUGGGGUGACAGGACUUGCCUGGCUGCAACCCCCACUUCUCCCCACUCCUGGCUAUUUCUCAUCCAGGUGCCAGGGUGGCAGGGAUCCAAAUCACCUGGCUGCCUUGAUCUGGGUGACAUGGUUACAGCUGACUCCAAAAGGAAUGGGGGUGGGGUGGAGUGGUGGAGACUGCUCUUGGGGGCGGGGUGGCUGGCAGGACCCAGAAGUUAUGAAAGGAUGCUUUCCUGUCAGCUGCAUUUCUGUUCCCACUCUGAGGCCCAUGCAGUUUUUUCUGGGGGGCAAGGAAGGGAGAUUCCUAAGGCUAAGCUUGAUCUGGCUGGGUUGGCUCCUCCCCUCCGUUUCCGUUUCAGUUUCCAUUUUCGAUUUCAGCAGGGCUGGAUCUCAGCAGAGCCCCGUCUCAGCAGAGCCAGAUCUCAGCAGAGCCCAGUGGCAAGCAUCUGGGCUAAGAUAAGCAAGGCUGCCCUUGGCAGGUGGUGAAGGUGAGGCUGGGCAGGGGUCAGGUGUAGUCCGUGUCACUUGCACCUCCCCUCUUGGCCAGAUCAGGUUCCUGAAUGGAGCUGCGACCCUACCAGUGGGAGGUGAUCAUGCCUGCCCUGGAGGGCAAGAAUAUCAUCAUAUGGCUGCCCACGGGCGCUGGGAAGACCCGGGCAGCUGCUUAUGUGGCCAAGAGGCAUCUCCAGACUGUGGACAGAGCCAAGGUGGUUGUAUUGGUCAACAGGGUACACUUGGUGACCCAGCAUUGUGAGGAGUUCAGCCGCAUGCUGGAUGGGUGCUGGACCAUUGCAACCCUGAGUGGAGACAUGGGGCCACGACCUGGCUUUGGCUACCUGGCCCGGAGGAAUGACCUGCUCAUCUGCACGGCUGAGCUGCUGCAGAUGGCACUGACCAGCUCGGAGGAGGAGGAGCACGUGGAGCUCAAUGAGUUCUCCCUGAUCGUGGUGGAUGAGUGUCACCACACGCACAAAGACACUGUCUACAACGUCAUCCUGAGCCGGUACCUACAGCAUAAACUCCAGAGAACACGGCCCCUGCCCCAGGUGCUGGGUCUCACAGCCUCCCCGGGCACUGGCAGGGCCACCAAGCUUGAUGGAGCCAUUGACCACAUCCUGCAGCUCUGUGCCAACCUGGAUACGUGGCGCAUCAUGUCGCCCCAGACCUACCGCCCCCAGCUGCAGGAGCACAACCGCCAGCCCUGCAAACAGUAUGACCUCUGCCACAGGCGCAGCCAGGACCCCUUUGGGGACAUGCUGAAAAAGCUCAUGGACCAAGUCCACGACCGCCUGGAGAUGCCCAACUUGAGCCGGAACUUCGGGACUCAGAAGUAUGAGCAGCAGGUGGUGGAGCUGAGCCAGGCCGCGGCUGAGGCCGGGCUCCAGGAGCGGCGCGUGUAUGCGCUUCACCUGCGGCGCUACAAUGACGCGCUGCUCAUCCACGACACGGUCCGCGCGGUGGACGCCUUGGCCGUGCUGCGGGAUUUCUACCACAGGGAGCGCACCACCAAGACCCAGGUCCUGCGUGCCGAGCGGUUGCUGCUGGCGCUGUUCGAUGACCACAAGAAUAAGCUGGCCCUCCUGGCGACCCAGGGCCCGGAGAACCCAAAACUGGAGAUGCUAGAACAGAUCCUGCAGAAGCAGUUUGGGAGCCCAGGUAGUCCCCGGGGCAUCAUCUUCACCUGCACCCGCCAGAGUGCCCACUCCCUCCUGCUCUGGCUCCAGCAGCAGCCUGGCCUGCAGACAGUGGACAUCAGGGCCCAGCUGCUGACAGGGGCUGGAAACAGCAGCCAGACCACCCAUAUGACCCAGAAGGAACAGCAAGAAGUGAUCCAAAAGUUCCGGGAUGGCACCCUGAACCUCCUGGUGGCCACGAGUGUGGCAGAAGAGGGACUGGACAUCCCCCAGUGCAAUGUGGUGGUGCGCUAUGGCCUCCUGACCAACGAGAUCUCCAUGGUGCAGGCAAGGGGCCGUGCCCGGGCUGAUCAGAGUGUGUACUCAUUCGUGGCAACCCAUGGCAGUCGGGAGCUGCGACGGGAGCAGACCAACGAGGCACUGGAGACUCUGAUGGAACGGGCAGUGGCUGCUGUGCAGGAAAUGGACCAGGCUGAGUACCAGGCCAAGAUCCGAGAUCUGCAGCGGGCAGCUGUGGUCAGGCGGGCAGCCCAGGCAGCCCAGCAGGAGAGUCGGCGGCAGCAAUUUCUGGCGGAGCAUGUGCGUCUCCUCUGCAUCAACUGCAUGGUGGCCGUGGGCCACGGGAAUGACCUGCAGAAGGUGGAGGGCACCCACCACGUCAAUGUGAACCCCACCUUCUCGAUCUACUACAACGUCUCCCAGAAGCCUGUGGUCAUAGACAGAGUCUUCAAGGACUGGAGGCCUGGGGGUGUCAUUAGCUGCAAGAACUGUGGGGAGAUCUGGGGCAUGCAGAUGAUCUACAAGUCGGUGAAGCUGCCAGCGCUCAAAGUCCGCAGCAUGCUGCUGGAGACACCAGGAGGGCGGGUCCAGGCCAAGAAGUGGUCCUGCGUGCCCUUCCCCGUGCCUGACUUCGACUAUGUGCAGCACUGUGCCCAGAGCCUGUCAGACCUCUCCCUGGACUGACCACCUUGUCACUGCAGUGCCUGGCUCAGACUGCAGGGGGCGGGAGAAUCCGCAGCAGCCACCAUCUUCCCCUGAGCAAAGCCUGGGUGCAGGUGCCUCCUGCCUGAAGUCACCAGCUCAGGGCCCCUUGUUGACCAGCCACAGAGGAACCCCAGGCGCUCUGACUCCCGCACUGAAGAAGCGGCUAAAGGGCCACAGCUAAUCUGACCUCCCUCACAUCCACACAGAUACUUCCAUACACACUGGAUGCAGUGGGAAUGGGGUGGAGGGAGAACUGAGGCGGAAGAAUAGCCACGCUGUAGAGUGUUGGCCCCUUAUCCACGGUUUCGCUUUCGCAGUCUCAGUUACCCGCAGUCAACUGGAGUCUGAAGGUAUUAAAUGGAAAAUUCCAGGAAUAAACAAUUUAUAAGUUUUAAA
Molecule: messenger RNA, 3079 nt
Organism: Hipposideros armiger (great roundleaf bat)
Lineage: Eukaryota; Metazoa; Chordata; Mammalia; Chiroptera; Hipposideridae
Gene: DHX58
Product: DExH-box helicase 58
Exons: 13
Coding region: 626-2662 (678 amino acids)
Biological process (GO): antiviral innate immune response; cytoplasmic pattern recognition receptor signaling pathway; negative regulation of RIG-I signaling pathway
Cellular component (GO): cytoplasm
Molecular function (GO): zinc ion binding; single-stranded RNA binding; double-stranded RNA binding
Source: RefSeq, a predicted model, not a curated record